Molecule: messenger RNA, 1365 nt
Organism: Haemonchus placei
Lineage: Eukaryota; Metazoa; Nematoda; Chromadorea; Rhabditida; Trichostrongylidae
Source: the annotation of a GenBank genome assembly
AUGCCUGAGGUCGGUCUGUUGGUGCUAUCGGCGCUCAAUCUUCCAUCGUUGAAGUCGUUACUCAUCAAUGCUGCUCAGUCCGUUAAAUCGCGUCUUUAUAUACGGGUCCAAGGGCCUGACUUGGAUGAAGUAUUACCGUCAUUAUACCUGCAAUCAUCCAUUCAUUGUCCUCAGCUAGACGUUCGCGUUCUACUUGGCAGAAAGAUUCCCAAGUAUGGCCAUCUUAUUGGGGACGAGAAAGUGCAGGACAUCUCAGUCAUUGAGCCGAAGUACAAAAAGGUCGUGCUGGGAGGCACUUUUGAUCGGUUACACAAUGGUCACAAGGUUCUGCUCUCCAAAGCCGCUUUGCUAGCAAAGGAGAGUGUUGUCUGCGGAGUAACACACAAAAAGAUGAUCGAAAAAAAGUCGCUAUGGGAACUGAUCGAGCCAAUUUCCACUAGAGCACGAGCAGUCGAAGAAUUCGUUUACGAUGUGGCCGAUACUGUUGCUUGUAUUGCCGAACCGAUUGAAGAUCCUUUUGGCCCUUCUAUUCGUAUUCCCGAUCUGGAAGCGAUUGUUGUCAGUCAGGAAACGGUCAAAGGAGGAGAAGCUGUGAAUCGUGAAAGAAAUAUGUCCCAUUUGGAUAUGAUUACGAUUGAUCUCCUAGAGGCAUUUGACGAUGUGCUCAAAGAAACCAAAAUAAGCUCUUCAAGCCGACGACGAGAUGAUCUUGGCAAACUACUGAGACCGCCAACACCACAUCCUGAACGGCCACAACGACCGUACAUAAUAGGAUUAUGUGGUGGAAUUGCCUGUGGUAAAAGCAACAUCGCCAAAAUUUUGAGAGAGCAGCCUGAUUUCGAGGUAAUCGAUUGCGACAAAUUAGCCCACAGCUGCUAUGAACCUGGAAGUGAACUUAUAGAUCUGAUCAACCAAAACUUUGAAGGCGUGGUCAAAGACGGGGUUGUUGACAGGAAGACUUUAGGGAAGCUCGUUUUCGCUGAUCCAGUGAAACUGCAAACUUUAAGUGGAUUAGUGUGGCCCGUGCUGAAGAAGAAAAUUGAGGCUAUUGUGGCAACUUCAAAAAGUGAAGUUGUUGUGAUUGAAGCCGCUGCUAUUGUCGAGGCACAAUGGCACCUCUACAUGAAUGAGCUAUGGACCGUAUUUGUUCCACACGAAGAAAUGGUACGACGAAUCAUGGAUAGGGACGGACUCCCACAAGAACAGGCCGAAAAUCGAAUACGAAGUCAAGUUUCGAAUAAGGAUCGCAUAGAUCUCAGUAAUGUGGUGUUUUGCUCGUUAUGGGCGUACGAGGAAACCCGUUCACAAGUGGAGCGGGCCCUUAAGGACUUGCAAUCACGUCUUUCCCAUAGCUCUUCAGAAUAA